CCGCGAGUGUUGAUCACUUUAAUGCAAACAGAGAAAACGAAAACACAAUAAGUGUGAGAAAAGAGUCUCUCUCUUGAGUCUUUAAGUCAUGCAGCUCAAAUCAUCAUCACCAUCUUCUUCUUCUUCUUCUUCAUCAUCAUCCAUGAAACUCAAAACUCUAAUCCAAAACCUCCUCACACACCCUCUCUACCGUUUCCUAAGAGCUCUUGCGAAAGCCAAAUCAAUCUUUCUAGAGAUCUCAAAACACAACAGCAACAACAAGAAACGAAAACUCAUGAUGCUUUUUCCAACAAAGGCUUCAAAGAACCAACGCAAGAUCUUCUUCGGAUCUUUCAGAUUGCAUUACAACUGGUGUUCCUCUCAUGUUGUUCCUGUCCCUCAACCGUUUCCUUUCCCUUCUUCUUACAUCAAUGGUGAAGAAGAAGAUGAUUCUCAGCUUUCUGGCUACCUCGAGUGGCUUGAACACAAGAAGUUCGAUGAUGUGGAAGAGAUCGGAGAUGUUGUAGCUGAUGGUGGUGAUGACGAUAUUGAUCAUUUGGCGGAUAUGUUCAUCGCUAAUUGCCACGAGAAGUUCUUGCUCGAGAAAGUUGAAUCUUACCGGAGAUUUCAAGAAAUGUUAGAAAGGGGUUUGUGAAUUAUCAGAGGUGAAACAUAGAUUUUGGGUCUUGUCUGAUUAAUUGAUAAUCAUGUUGUAAAAUCUUAGCUAGUUUGAUUUGAUAAUAUACAGUACCACGAGGUCGUGACAUGUGUAUCUUGAAAGUUUUGGGGGGUAAUGUACGAGAAGUUGAAACUUUUGGGUUAUUAGUGAAACAUUUGAUAUUGUGAAAACAAUAAUUAUUGUUGUCCAUCUAAUUGGGCACAUCUCUUAAGUUGUGAG
Arabidopsis thaliana (thale cress) is the source of this 877-nucleotide messenger RNA. RefSeq names its product cotton fiber protein. The coding region runs from base 89 to 634 and encodes 181 amino acids. Lineage: Eukaryota; Viridiplantae; Streptophyta; Magnoliopsida; Brassicales; Brassicaceae. The transcript has a single exon. The record is from RefSeq and is marked reviewed.